Tinamus guttatus (white-throated tinamou) is the source of this 1911-nucleotide messenger RNA. Lineage: Eukaryota; Metazoa; Chordata; Aves; Tinamiformes; Tinamidae. The record is from RefSeq and is a predicted model, not a curated record.
AUGGGGAUUCCAGGCCGUCUCCAUCGCUCAUCCAGGUACUACUGGGGCAGAGACCAGCCCAUCUGCACUAGGGCCAAGAGUGCAGGGAUCCUCCUGCUGAUGACAUGUCUUUGGGGCUUGGCAAGCUCAUCUUCUCCCCACGUGGUUGACGUUCGCCUGGUGAACGGCCCCAGCCACUGCGCCGGGCGAGUCGAGGUGUUCUACAAGGCGACGUGGGGGACGGUGUGCGACGACAACUGGGGGUUGUCGGAGGGGCAGGUGGUGUGCAGGCAGCUGGGAUGCGGCGCGCUGGUGUCCAUCUCGCACGGGGCCCGCUACGGAGAAGGCACGGGUCGGAUCUGGCUGGACGAGGUGAACUGCACGGGGGCAGAAGCCGCCCUCUCCCAAUGCGAGGUCAAGUCAUGGGGAGAGCACAACUGUCAGCACGCGGAAGACGCCAGCGUGGAGUGUGCAGACUCGGGCAUUUCAGAGCUGGGCCCCCUCCAACUGCUGGACGGCCCCAAUCGCUGCGCGGGGAGAGUGGAGGUGCUGCAUAACCACCUGUGGGGCACCAUUUGCGACGACAACUGGGACCUCGCGGAUGCCACCGUGGUGUGCAGGCAGCUGGGCUGCGGGACCGCGCUUUCGGCCACGAUCGGGGCUCACUUUGGCAGAGGCAAUCACAAAAUCUGGCUGGAUGAGGUGAACUGCACUGGCACAGAGGCCUCCCUCUUUGAAUGCCAGGCCAGUGCUUGGGGAGAAAACAAUUGCUUCCAUGGAGAGGAUGCUGGAGUUAUAUGUUCAGAUGCCAUCAUUUCAGAGACUGCUCGACUCCGGUUGACAAAUGGCUCAAACAGCUGUGCUGGCAGAGUCGAGGUGCUUCACAAUGAGGAGUGGGGAGCUGUGUGUGACCAUGGAUGGGAUAAACGUGAUGCUGAGGUCGUGUGUCGGCAGCUGGGCUGUGGGACAGUGCUGUCCACCUCGAGCGAAGCUCACUUCGGUGCAGAACCUCUCCGCACCUGGCUGGACUACAUGAGCUGCACAGGGUCAGAAACAGCCCUUAAUAAAUGCAGGGCAAGUCCAUGGGGAAACAGUAGCUGCAGUCAUGGAAAAUACGCCACCGUGGUGUGUUCAGGCUCGGAAGUUUCUAACAUUGCUCCAGUCCGACUGGUAGACGGCCCAGGUCGCUGCGCUGGGAGAGUCGAGGUGCUUCAUAACAAGAAGUGGGGGACUGUAUGUGAUGACAGCUGGGAUUUCCUGGAUGCCGCAGUGGUGUGCAGGCAGCUGGACUGCGGGGUGGUGAUAUCGGCUCCCUGGAGGGCUCACUUUGGGCACGGACAGGACCCCAUCUGGCUGGACGAGGUGAACUGCACGGGGACAGAGGCUGCUCUCUCCGAAUGUAAGGCCAAAGACUGGGGAGUCCAUGGAUGCGACCACGGAGAAGACGCCAGUGUGGUGUGCUCAGGAUCAGGUAUUUCCGACCUAGCCCGUCUCCGCUUAGCGAACGGCUCAACCGAAUGUUCAGGAAGGGUUGAAGUAUUUCACGACCAGCGCUGGGGAUCUGUGUGUGACGACGGCUGGAGCCUGACCGAAGCCCGCGUGGUGUGCAGGCAGCUGGGCUGUGGGCCAGCGCUCUCCGCCAACCGCCCUUCCCCUUCUGGAGACGAAGCUUCCCUGAUAUGGGUGGAUGCCGUGGAGUGCACGGGGUCGGAAGCUGCCCUCUUCGAAUGCAAAGUCAAGCUCUGGGGUGCCCAGAGCUGCAAAUCUAAAGGAUACGCGAGCGUUACGUGCUCUGCAGCUACACCUUCAACUGCAGAUUUACAGCCGACAAAUUCAGAAGUCCUGCGCUUGGUGAAUGGCCCAAAUAAGUGUGCUGGGAGGGUUGAGGUGUUUCACAACCAGCAGUGGGGGACGGUGUGUGACGACAACUAA